Messenger RNA from Pyricularia pennisetigena, 735 nucleotides. RefSeq lists its product as uncharacterized. NCBI's taxonomy places the organism in Eukaryota, Fungi, Ascomycota, Sordariomycetes, Magnaporthales, Pyriculariaceae. Bases 1 to 735 code for a protein of 244 amino acids. The record is from RefSeq and is a predicted model, not a curated record. The transcript has 2 exons.
AUGCAGUUCUCUACCGUUGCCCUUGCCGCUCUGGCAAUGUUCACUAGUGUCGACGCCGAGACCGUCCACGCUGUUCGCGUUGGCCAGAAUGGCACCAUCUUCUCGCCCAACAAGAUCACCGCUCGUACUGGCGACAUGGUUCAGUUCAUGUUCAUGGGUGGCAACCACACCGUUACCCAGUCGACCUUCGACGACCCUUGCCAGCCCAUCAGCAAGACCAUGAAGAACGUGACCGGAAUUCACUCUGGCUUCGUUCCUUUCGCCGCCAGCGCCGCGAUGGGUCAGGUCCCCGUCUACACCAUCCGCGUCAACAACACCAACCCCAUUUGGCUGUACUGCGCCACCGGCCCUCACUGCAAGAACGGCAUGGUCAUGGUCAUUAACGAGCCUACCAACCCCCAGCGUUCUCUGGCCGAGUACAAGAAGGCUGCCUCCCAGAUUACCGGUGCCGCUGGUGUUCCUGGCGGUGCUACCGGUGGACAGUCCGGCGCCACCCCCUCCAACAGCACUGGUGGAACCGGCGGUGGACGCACUGGCGGCACCGGCGGCACCGGCAGUGGUUCCGGUACUGGCAGCGGUUCCGGUUCUGGCAGCGGUGGCGCUACCCCCAGCCCUACCCCCAGCGGCUCUGCACCUAGCGCUUCUGGCAGCACCCCUCCCGUCCCUGCUGCCGGCUCCCUGGUCACCCCGAGCCUCAGCCUGCUUGCUGUCGCCGCCUUCUCUUAUCUCUUGUAA